UACGUUCUAGACGCCAGGACGGAGUCUCGGGUGGUGGUCGUGUGUAAACAUUGUUGACGGUGACACAACCCUCCUUGCACGCCCACACUCCUCGUAAUUCGGGUAAUUGUUCCUCCACGCCCUCCGCCAGUUCGCCAUUGUGGUUUCCGAGCGAGGAAACAGAGAAGUGGCGAAUACCGCGUUGCAGUGACGCGGUCGGGCGUGUCCAGCCAGCAGCUUCUCGGAUCAACUUCGUGCCGGACAAAGGAAUCUGACAGUCAUAAGAGCUUGACAGUCACUGACAGUCAUUGCAGCAGGAAGUCGGAUAUUAGUGCUUGAGGACGGCGGAGGAAUCAGUGUGACCGAGCGCUGGAGAGUGACGAAUUGAUCAUGGAGGAAUUAACAGCUAGUUUGGAGAAGCUGCGUGUGGCCUCAGAAAACCCAAGCCCUGAGCCACUGGAUGAGCUGAUCAACUAUAUUCAUCAGCAGGAGGACAGUACAACUGUGUGUGAGGAACUAGUAGCUGGAGGAGUCCUGCCCCUCAUUGCUGGAUCUAUCAACAGCUCCUCAGUUGAGGCUCAAGGGAAAGGGGCAGAAUUGGUUGCUGAACUUGCCAAGGUUGAGAGCUGCAGAUUAGGAUGUGUUACCAGCGGUCUUGUACCCAUCCUUGUGGAGAAAAUGUCCAGCACAACAACAGGUGUGGCUCUCCAAGCUUGCCGAGCACUGGGGAAUAUAUGCUAUGAACAUGACGGAGGCAGAGUGAGUGUAAUGGAGUCUGGGGGUGCAGCGCAACUCCUGCAUUUGCUCCAGAGGGCUGCCUCUCUGCCCAACACGCCUGAUGAUCACCAGCUCCGUCUAGUGGCUACAGGGUUUCUUCUAAACCUUCUUAAUUCCUAUGACACAGUUCAGAUUCCCCAUUGUCAGGAUCAGUCUAUGGAGGCAGAACUAGUUGAUGUUUUGUGCCAGUAUCUGGACAAGUUUGCUGAAGAUGAAGACAUUCCUACCCAUGUUUUGUUGUCACUUACCUGUAUGGCAGACACUGAGGUGGGACGGGGACUUGUUGUAUCCCGAGACAUCACGCCACAGCUUGUACGAGUAUUGAAAAUCAACGAAUCAGCUGAGGUUACAGAAACAUGUCUGGAACUUGUCACCAAUUUGGCUGAGACAGAAUGUGUGAAGACCCAGUUGGCAGUUGGAGGUGUUUGCGAGGCUGUAGUAGAGGUUGUAAGACGCCAUCGGAACAACCCAGCGUCUGAUCUUUCUCCUCCCAUAAUCAAGACUGCAACUGACCUCAUUGUCCUCAUUCUUGUUGGAGAUGAGAGCAUGGGUAUAAUCUAUGGUGAUGGUUCGGGUUCAGUGUACCAGGAACUUGUGGGAUGGCUGACCUCUGACCUGGAGGACCUGCAAAUAGCUGGUGCUCUUGCUAUGGGAAACUUUGCCCGCAGUGAUGCCCAUUGUAUCAAGAUGGUAGAGAGUGGAAUAGCAGAUAAAUUACUGAAGGUUUUGUCGAGCCACAACUCUGGAGAAGGAGACAUCCGCCUGCAGCAUGCUAUCCUCUCUGCUCUGAGGAACUUAAGUAUUGCACGGCAGAACAAACCAGUCUUAGUGCAACAGGGUGCACUUGAAGUCCUGCUCCCCAUGGCUACAGCAAUACAGACAUUCCCUGUGGUAUUUAAGCUGCUAGCGACACUGCGUAUGAUCAUUGAUGGACAGACUGAAGCCGCUGUCAAGGUUGGCAGCAACAAUGAGGUUGUUGAGAGACUAGUGGUAUGGUGUGGCACCAUGGACCAUCCAGGUGUCCAAGGAGAAUCCAGCCGUCUCCUCGCCUGGACCAUCAAAAAUUGUGGUGAAAAUACAGAUGUGAUUACUGCUUUGAUAAAUGCAGGUUGUGUUCCACCCCUGGUACUCAUGCUUGGUUCUGAACAUGCAGUCAUGGUCAAUGAGGCAGCCCUGGCCCUGGUGCUCGUCUUUUCCUCAGUUGUUGAUCCAGAGGUUGUUGAGAAGACAAAGCUGCCGCAGGUGGCAACGUAUGUUUUGAACAAUCCCAACCUUCCUCCAGAGAUAGUGGCAAAUGUAUUGUCAAUGCUAACAGCCAUUGCUGGGAAAGACACUGGGAUCGAGUGCCUCAAAAAGGACGAACUGAAAACUGCCAUAGAUGCUCUAACUGCUCAUGCCAACGAACAAGUCAAGACUUUAUCUACUGCUCUCAAGGAGAAACUUUAAAGCAUUACAUAACACAUUUUCUUAUUGUUCACUUGCACUCUCAGUAUGUUAUCAGCUAUUCUUUUCAGUCUUCACCAUGGGCAUUGCAGCUGACACGUUUGUCAUAGCUUCAUGCAUCAGCUGUGGUCAUAGUCACCAUCACUGUGGUCUUAGCUUUACUCAGUGUGUCAUAUUACUGGUUAUUAGAGCCAUUGGUGUGGGCAUCUUAGAUAUCAUCAUGUUCUUCAUAUCUGUGGUUUAUCAUUACUUGCCGGUGAUUGUAUACAUAUACUGUUUUAUGAUAGUUAUACAGUUUUGUAAUCAGCAGUUAAAGAUCAUAUUGGGAUGAGAGAGCUGUGUGCAUAUCUUUUACUGUGUGGACUCUGUCCCUUCAUACUAGUGCAGCGUUAAUGUAGCUCACGUCUUUGAACUUCUUUAAGCAUACUUUACUGCAUGAAUCCAUACAACUGUCAUCAUAGAGGUUUUCAUCAAGAUGGUUUAGAAUUAAGGAUCAGUCUUUUUUUAUUGCUUGGUUUCUCUAAUGUGUAUUGUAAUGUGUUGAAGUGAAGAAUGUUUGUAAAACAGUGCAAUAGUGUUACUGUGUUAUGUGAUUUGUACAGUGUUACACUUAACUUUUAUAUGGGGUUGACAGUGAUCACAAGGUAUAGUUAAUAUUCAACCUUGAUAUUAAACACUUCCAGUCGUACAUAAAGAUAGAAUAUUUAACAGUUUAUAAACAAUGUAAUUAGCUAUUUAGAUCCAGCCAAACUGGCUACAUAAAUCUCUCUAUGAUAUAUACAAUUAUAUGUUACUAGGCCAUUGUUAAAAGUAAUUAGAUAGUUUUUACCUUGAUAUUGUCUAUUCAGUGAUAAAACCAGUGAAUGUAAAUGUAUACACCAUAUAUACAGGUAUGUACCUCGUGUUUAAAGAAUUGCUUACUGAUGUAUAAGUAUUAACUUCUUGAAUGCUGUCAUACACAUAUUGGAAGAAAUGGAUGCAGACAGAUACUAGUAAACACCUAUAUCCAUUCCACAUACUCCUGUAUCCACUCCUCCCAUACACACACAUAUGCACACACACACACACACACACACACAACACCACACACACACACACACACACAC
Messenger RNA from Penaeus vannamei (Pacific white shrimp), 3305 nucleotides. It is a transcript of the gene vimar, whose product is annotated as visceral mesodermal armadillo-repeats. Gene Ontology annotation, cellular component: cytosol. Gene Ontology annotation, molecular function: protein binding; guanyl-nucleotide exchange factor activity. Lineage: Eukaryota; Metazoa; Arthropoda; Malacostraca; Decapoda; Penaeidae. Gene Ontology annotation, biological process: positive regulation of GTPase activity. The record is from RefSeq and is a predicted model, not a curated record.